AUGAAUCGUUUCUUACCAGAAACUCAAUCAAAGAAGGGUCAAGAUUAUCUUUCUGAUCCUCAGCUUGCUUCUGCUAUGAAGGAAGGAACUAAAGUUGUCCAUAGUCUUGCUGAAAAUAGUAUAUUUACAAAACGCUUCCUUAAUGGAACUAUUACAAAAGCUGAAUACGGUAGAUAUAUUAAUUCUUUAUACUAUGUUUACAAAACGAUGGAAGACUUACUCUAUCAACACAGAGAAAAUCCUACUGUUAAAAUGGUUUAUUUCCCUCAUGAACUUAAUCGCGUAACCUCUUUAAUAAAAGAUCUUGAACAUUAUUAUGGUAGGGAUCGUGUUGCUGAAUUAAUUGACUUUAAAAACGUUACUCCGGCUGUUAAAGAUUAUAUAAAAACUUUACAUACUGCUGCUGAAAGAAAUCCAUCUCUUUUAAUUGCUCAUAGUUAUGUUCGAUAUCUUGGUGAUCUUAGUGGUGGUCAAAUUUUGGCUAAACGUUUAAAGAAGCAUGUCCUUAAUCUAGAUGUUACUGAUCUUGCUUGGGAUUCAUCUGAAGGUCUUGAGUUUUAUAACUUUAGAAAUAUUGAAAAUCAUGCAGAAUUUAAAAAUGUAUAUCGUUCUCGUUUAGAUAAUGCUCAUGUGACACAAUCAACAAAAGAAUCUAUUAUAGCUGAAGCUAUAUACUCAUUUGAAUUAAAUAUUGCCCUGUUCGAUGAAAUACAAGCGUUAUCAGAUGCUAAUAAAUUGCAACCUACGUUAGAUGAACUUAUUACUUUAAAAGCUCACAAGAAGACAAAGAAGCUAUUACCUAAUGCUGAUUGGAUAGUUGGUUUUAUCACGGGUAUGGCUACACUUGCUUUUAGUAUUUCACUCUAUAGUCGACUCUAUGAAAGAUCGUAA
Messenger RNA from Cokeromyces recurvatus, 891 nucleotides. RefSeq names its product heme oxygenase-domain-containing protein. The coding region runs from base 1 to 891 and encodes 296 amino acids. The record is from RefSeq and is a predicted model, not a curated record. The transcript has 6 exons. Gene Ontology annotation, biological process: heme catabolic process; heme oxidation; response to oxidative stress. Gene Ontology annotation, molecular function: heme binding; heme oxygenase (decyclizing) activity. Lineage: Eukaryota; Fungi; Mucoromycota; Mucoromycetes; Mucorales; Mucoraceae.